Messenger RNA from Oncorhynchus kisutch (coho salmon), 3159 nucleotides. Its product is annotated as zinc finger protein 501-like. NCBI's taxonomy places the organism in Eukaryota, Metazoa, Chordata, Actinopteri, Salmoniformes, Salmonidae. Gene Ontology annotation, biological process: regulation of transcription by RNA polymerase II. The record is from RefSeq and is a predicted model, not a curated record. Gene Ontology annotation, molecular function: RNA polymerase II cis-regulatory region sequence-specific DNA binding; DNA-binding transcription factor activity, RNA polymerase II-specific. Gene Ontology annotation, cellular component: nucleus. The annotation marks the transcript as partial. The transcript is spliced from 3 exons.
AGGAGGUCUGCUUUACGGAGAAAGAAUAUUUGAGAGUGAAAAAGGAGGAAGAGGAGGCUGUUAUUGUGAAAGAAGAGAACGAACGUUUUAGAGAGGAAGAGGAUGCUAUCUUAAUAAACGUGAAGGAGGAAGACGUUUUGAGAGUGAAAAAGGAGGAGACAGAAGUGCCGAUUGACACCAAUUUGACACAUCAAAGAGAAAGACCAGACUCAGAGGAACCAGAGCCAGGGACGUCCAAACCAGCAAGAAGACACCAGUGUUCCCACUGUGGAAAGGGUUGUAACCACUUAAAUGAGCUUAAACGACGUGAGAGAAUACACACAGGGGAGAAGCCUUACCACUGCUCCCAGUGUGGAAAGGGUUUUAACGAUUUGGGAAAGCUGAAACGACACGGGAGAAUACACACAGGGGAUACGCCUUACCACUGCUCCCAGUGUGGAAGGCGUUUUAACGAUUUGGGGAAGCUGGAACGACAUGAGAGAAUACACAGAGGGGAGAAGCCUUACCACUGCUCCCAGUGUGGAAAGGGUUGUAACGAUUUGGGGAAGCUGAAACGACAUGAGAGAAUACACACAGGGGAGAAGCCUUACCAUUGCUCCCACUGUGGAAAGCGUUUUAACGAUAUGGGCAAGGUGAAACGACAUGAGAGAAUACACACAGGGGAGAAGCCUUACCAUUGCUCCCACUGUGGAAAGUGUUUCAACCAGUUAGGGACCCUGAAACAGCACAAGGUAAUACACACAGGGGAAAAUCGUUACCACUGCUCCCAGUGUGGAAAGGGUUUUAACGAUUUGGGGAAGCUGAAACGACAUGAGAGAAUACACACAGGGGAGAAGCCUUACCAUUGCUCGCAAUGUGAAAAGAUGUAUAGCGAGAAAGGACACCUGAAAGCCCACGAGAAAAUUCACACAGGGGAGAAGCCUUACCAAUGCUCCCAGUGUGGAAAGUGUUUCACCUGGGCAGGGUAUCUGAAAAAACACGAAAGAAUACACACAGGGGAGAAGCCUUACCACUGCCUCCAGUGUGGCAAGUGUUUCAACGGGGAAGGGGAUCUGAAAAGACACGAAAGAAUACAUACAGGAGAGAAGCCUUACCACUGCUCCCGCUGUGUCAAGUGUUUUAACCAGUUAGGGGCCCUGAAACAGCACGAGAGAAUACACACAGGGGAGAAGCCUUACCACUGCUCCCAGUGUGGCAAGUGUUUCAACCAGUUAGGGACCCUGAAACAGCACAAGAUAAUACACACAGGGGAGAUGCAUUACCACUCCUCCCAGGAUGCAAAGCUUUUGCCCAUUUAGGAAGCCUGAAAUAACAUGAGACACAGAGGAGAAGGCUUACAGAAGGUUCGAUUUUGGGAAAACAUAUUACUCAUAACAAUCACUUCAACGUCAUUAGAGAAUCCACACAGGAGAGAGAAAUUACUUCUCUUAGCAUGUAUAUUGAUAUUUCACAUCUCAUUGACUCACAAUUCAUCAGAGAACAUACACAGUGCUCCCGUUGUCUUAUAUUGUUGCCUAUAAUGUGUUGACCUGUUUUUACCAGAUGAAAUUGCUUCUUCCAAUUAUUGAUAAACAUGUACCUGUUAAGAAACUGACUGUUAGAUAUGUUAAGGCUCCAUGGAUUGAUGAGGAAUUUAAAAACUGUAUGUUUGAAAGAGUUGGGGCAAAAGGAGUGGCUAAUAAGUAUGGCUGCACAUCUGGCUGGCUUACGUACUGCAAACUGAGAAAUUAUGUGACCAAACUCAAUCAAAAUAAUAAACUUAUUAAGAAGCCAAGAUCAAUGAUAUAAAGAAUGAUGGAAAAAAACAUCAUGAAAGAAAAGCAGUGCAAGUUUUGAAUUUUGUAAAGUUAGUGUGGGAGAGGUGGAACAAUUGUUAUCGAUCCAAUAAUGACAAACCUCCUGGCAUUGACAACUUAGAUGGAAAGCUACUGAGGACAGUAGCUGACUCUAUAGCCACUCCUAUCUGACAUAUUUUUAACAUGAGCCUAGAGGAAGGUCUUUGUUCUCAGGCCUGGAGGGAAGCCCAAUUAAUCCACUACCUAGUCAUGUAAGACUGGAACAUAGUAUCAACAGGAACUCUUAGUUCCCUUUAUCCAUCUGUUACCUAAAAUAUAGUUUCAACACACAGACAUCUGACUAUGUACAGUUGACCUUUUCAUGCACUUGCUAGGUGUCUACCACUGAUUCUUUAUCUCAAGCUAAAGCAAAACAUGAAUCAUUGUACUUUUGUCAUCACAGGUGUUCCUGUAAUGUACAGAUAUCAUCAAAGUUCUUCAAGUCAAAUUACACACAUCUCUGACACACACACUUAUCCCACCAGACAUGCCACCGGGGGUCUUUUCACAGUUCACAAGAUUCCAGAACAAAUUCAAGAAAGCGUAUAGUAUUAUAUAGGGCCCUUAUUGCAUGGAACUUCCUUCCAUCUCAUAUUGCUCAAAUAAACAGCAAACCUGGUUUCAAAAAACAGAUAAAGCAACACCUCUCCCCUAUUUGACCCAGGUAGUUUGUGUGUAUGCAUUGAUAUGGAGGCUACGUGUGCCUUUUGCUAAAUGUAUGUAGUUCUGUCCUUGAUCUGUUCUUGUCUAUUGAUGUUAUGUGUCAUGUUUUGCUAGCAACAUUAACUAAUGUCUAUUGUUACUCUCAAUGACCUUCCUGGCCUUAUGAAAUCCUAGCUAAAUACAAUGUUCCCACCCGUUUUCAUGUCUUUGGUUAUGCAAACAUUUGUUUACUAGAUUCUAUUUCUCAUUAAGAAUAAUGUUAUUUUAAUUCUAUAUGUGUCAUGCCUGGCAUUGGUCAUGUGUUCUCUUAUGGGUGUCACGUCCUGACCGUAGAUUGCUUUGUAUGUUUCUAUUUUUUGUUUGGUCAGGGUGUGAUGUGGGUGGGCAUUCUAUGUUUGUAUGUCUAGGUUUUUUUAUUUCAAUGUGUUGGCCUGGUAUGGUUCUCAAUCAGGGACAGCUGUCUUUCGUUGUCUCUGAUUGUAGUGGCUUCCUAUCCUCUUUACCAUAGCCACUGCCCAAGCCUGAAGCGGGGUUGUUUGGUACGCAUACAGUCCACACUCAAGGUUUCCAAACGGCCAAACAUUCAAUGACAUCCAGAGAUAUGGUGCAAAAUAAAUGUUUAUUCUUCUUAUAUCUAACAAAUAAAUGAUUCUCCAAUCAA